UCAUAUAAUCCUAAAAUCCUUAUCAUAUAUGUUUUUGUCAUUCAUAUAUAUUUGUAUUGUAUACUACUUUUACUAAACCCCAAAUCACUCCCCAGCUAGCUCAAAUACAUACAAUGGUUUAUUAGCAACCAAAAGCAUUAUCUAUCUAUCUAUCUAUCUAUCUAUAUAUAUAUAUAUAUAUACAAUGUUUCGUUUCAGGGCAUUAAACGACACCGUUUCGAUUCUAGUUUUGUUACUUUUGUCAUUCCCAUUAUUAUCAUUGGGUAUUCGAUAUUUCCCAAAUAAUAAUAAUGAGAUAAAUUCAAGAUCAGGAUCUUCUUCUGGUGAUAUUCUUCUAUACAGAUAUACUGAAGCGCCGGAAUACCGUAACGGGGUAGGCUGCACACGUAACACCAUCCACGUGGCAAUGACGAUUGAUUUAGAAUAUCUACGUGGCUCAAUCGCAGCAGUACAUUCAGUCCUCCGUCACGCUUCUUGUCCUGAGAAUGUGUUUUUUCACUUUAUAGCCGCUGAGUUCGACCCGGCUAGUCCACGUGACUUGACCCGAUUAGUGAGAUCCACUUUCACUUCUUUAAAUUUUAAAGUAUAUAUUUUCCGUGAAGAUACUGUUAUUAAUUUAAUAUCGUCUUCAAUUCGGGUCGCAUUGGAAAACCCGUUAAAUUAUGCUAGAAACUAUCUGGGUGAUAUACUUGACCCCAAUGUGGAUCGGGUCAUAUACCUGGAUUCAGAUGUUAUACUUGUUGAUGAUAUACAAAACUUGUGGAACAUAACAUUGAAGAAAAACCGGGUAAUCGGAGCUCCGGAAUAUUGUCACACAAAUUUCACAAAUUAUUUCACAGAUGUUUUUUGGUCGGACAAGGUUAUGUCGUACCAGGUGUCACAAAAGAAACCGUGUUAUUUCAAUACGGGUGUAAUGGUAAUGGAUAUGGUGUUAUGGAGAAAAGGAAAUUACCGGGUCAAGAUAGAGAAAUGGAUGGAGCUCCAAAGGAAGAAACGGAUCUAUGAGCUGGGGUCAUUGCCACCUUUUUUGUUGGUAUUUGGUGGGGAGAUUGAACCGAUUGAUCAUAAAUGGAACCAACAUGGCUUAGGUGGAGAUAAUGUGAAAGGAAGUUGUAGGAGUUUGCAUUCGGGUCGGGUCAGUUUAUUGCAUUGGAGUGGGAAAGGGAAACCAUGGGUUAGACUUGAUGAGAAGAGGCCUUGUCCGUUGGAUCAUUUAUGGGAGCCUUAUGAUUUGUACAAAGGACGAAUGUCAACCGUUGAUGGAUAUGGGACUUAUUUUAUUUGAUUAUAUUUAGUUUUUUUUGUUUCUAUUAGUAUUACUUUUUAGUGUUAUUGAGUAAUAAAUUUAAGAAAAAGAAAAAAAAAAAGAAUUGUAAAAGUUUUGUUUUUUUGGGGGGUUGUAUGGUUAUGGUUUCUAGGGGCAUUGUUUGAUUCAGAGAUACUUUAUGACAGCUGUGUACAGAAAGAAAUUUGUAGUUUUGAUUUUAAUUGGUCAUUGGUUGGAUGAGUACAAGGGCAUUUACAUCAUCA
Messenger RNA from Erigeron canadensis, 1530 nucleotides. RefSeq names its product probable galacturonosyltransferase-like 9. Gene Ontology annotation, molecular function: glycosyltransferase activity. The record is from RefSeq and is a predicted model, not a curated record. Gene Ontology annotation, cellular component: Golgi apparatus. NCBI's taxonomy places the organism in Eukaryota, Viridiplantae, Streptophyta, Magnoliopsida, Asterales, Asteraceae. The transcript has a single exon. The coding region runs from base 185 to 1285 and encodes 366 amino acids.